AUGUCAAGUAAGAGUUCUCAUAAACUUGUUUUAUUUUUUGCAAUAUCUUGUCUUCUUCUUCAGGAGAAAUGCACUGAAGCAAGCGUAUUGUGCAAAGAGAGUGAGAAAAAAGCGCUACUUGAAUUUAAGCACAGCCUUCAAGCCAUGGAUUCGUCAGGCUACGAUGCCCUUUUCUUCUGGGAAAGUGAGGACUGCUGUUCUUGGCUUGACGUCGAAUGCAACAGCCUUACAGGAUACGUCGAAACGCUCGAUUUUAGCUCGGAAUAUUGGGUUGUAGCAGGUACGAUUAGCCCUUCACUGCUUAAACUACAUCAUUUGACUUCUUUAAAUUUCAACAGUAUUGAUUUUAAUGGAAGUCUCAUCCCAGAGUUUUUUGGUUCCUUGAAAAAAUUGAAAUUACUGGAUCUCUCUAAUGCUAAUUUUAGAGGUCCAAUUCCUUCUCUACUUGGAAAUCUUUCAAUGUUGGAGACUCUUAGAUUGGGUGGCAACGGUAGGGUUUUCAAUGUUGGAAAACUUGAGUGGCUUUCCCAUCUUUCUAGUUUGAAAGAGGUUGAUCUCAGUUUCACUAACCUGAGCAAUGCCAAUGAUUGGUCUCAAGUCAUUAGCCACCUUCCUUUGCUCCAAAUACUAAGUCUAAGACAUUGUGAUCUUCCAAGCAUAUCUUCUUCAUCACUUUCUCUUGCCAACUCUUCUACAUCGCUCACCUAUCUCGAUCUCUCGGAUAAUAAUCUCCCUUCUUCUGCCAUAUAUCCAUGGCUGUUUAAUGUUAGCAGCAACCUUGUUUCCCUUAAUCUCUCAAGUAACCAGUUGAAAGGUCCAAUUCCAGAAGCUUUCGGGAACAUGAUGGCUAUUCAAGAACUUUAUUUGAGUGAUAAUCUUUUGAUAUUAGCUGAGAAUCAAGUUAGGGGAGAUUCCGUGUUGAAUGAAAUCGGAAAACUACCAGAUUUGAGGGUUCUAGAUCUUGGGUACAACCUUUUAAAUGGAUCCAUAAGCAAAAGCAUUGGACAACUUUCCAACCUGCAUGUCUUGCGGCUUGCAGGGAAUUCUUUUGAUGGUAAUGUGAUUUCUGAAGCUCAUCUCUCAAAUUUCACCUAUUUACAGGUGUUGGAUUUAUCGUUCACUUCUUUGACUUUGAAAUUCAACACCGGAUGGAUUCCUCCUUUUCAUCUGAGUCAAAUAAUGCUUCGCUCUUGCAAGUUAGGGCCUCGUUUCCCAGAUUGGCUUCGGACUCAAAUGGACUUCCUAGAGGUUUUGGAAUACCUAGAUAUUUCUGCUUCAGGAAUUUCGGAUUCUCUUCCCUACUGGUUUUGGGACCCAUUUCAGAGAUUAAGUCUCUCAAUUUGCAAUAUUACUGAUGAAAGCUCUUUGGCAUUGCUUGAUCUCUCAAAUAAUCAAUUUUCUGGAGUGGUUCCUGACUGUUUUCACAGUUUCCGGUCUUUAAAAGCUUUGAAUUUGGGUGAUAAUAGUUUCUCAGGCUCACUUCCAAGCUCCUUAGGAUCUCUGACUUCUCUUGAAAUGCUAAGUUUACGUGGUAAUAAAUUCUCAGGAGAGUUACCUUUAUAUUUACAGAAUUGUACAGACUUAAAAUUCCUGGACUUGAGUGAUAAUGAAUUAUCAGGAGAAAUACCUCCGUGGAUCGGGCAGCAGAUUUUAUCUUUGGUUUUUCUUAGCCUUCAAAGGAAUCAGUUCAGGGGAAGGAUUCCUCAACAACUUUGUGAAUUGAAAUAUCUACAAAUCUUAGACCUCUCUGUAAAUAAAAUAUCUGAUUCCAUACCACCGUGCCUCAAAAAUUUCAAUUCCAUGGCAAAAAAAGUGAGUUUAGAUAGAAGGAUUGAGCUUCACCUGUUAGAUAAACCGUAUGUGGAAUCGUUGAUUGAUGUUAGGUAUGUUGAUGAGGCAUUGAUUACAUGGAAGGGAACAAAGCAAAACUAUCCACAACUUGGACUGCUACUAGCCAUUGAUCUCUCGUGUAACAAAUUAAGAGGAGAGAUUCCUGAAGAAUUAAUUAGUCUUCAAGAAUUGGUUGCAUUGAACCUGUCAAGAAAUUUUUUUACAGGAAAAAUUCUUCAAAAGAUUGGGCAUCUAAGACAACUAGAGGUGCUUGACCUGUCAAGAAACAAGUUUUCAGGAAACAUCCCAACGAGCUUGUCUGAAUUAACAUUUCUAAGUAUCUUGGACUUGUCUUACAAUGACUUGUCUGGAAAAAUUCCAACUAGCACUCAACUACAGAGCUUUGAUCCUUCAUCAUUUUCCCAUAAUAGCGGACUUUGUGGUCCUCCUGUUUCACCGAAUUGCUCAAUGGUGGAACCACCUCCUGGCAAACCUGCAGUAGGAGGUGAAGAAGAUUCUGAUGAUCAGUUCAUGAAAUGGUUUUACAUUGGCAUGGGACUUGGAUUUGUUGUGGGUUUCUGGGGGUUUUGCGGUGUUGUGUUCUUCAAGCGUUCAUGGAGGCAUUCAUAUUAUCGUUACUUGGAUAGUGCAAAGGAUUGGGUUUAUGUUUCAUUUGUUUUGCUCAAAACAAGGUUAGUGAGGAGAAUCAAAGGUCUGAUUAGAACUGCAACUGAAGGUGAUAUUUCCUGA
Messenger RNA from Gossypium raimondii (Peruvian cotton), 2580 nucleotides. RefSeq names its product receptor-like protein EIX1. The coding region runs from base 1 to 2580 and encodes 859 amino acids. Lineage: Eukaryota; Viridiplantae; Streptophyta; Magnoliopsida; Malvales; Malvaceae. The transcript has 3 exons. Gene Ontology annotation, molecular function: protein binding. The record is from RefSeq and is a predicted model, not a curated record.